UUGCUCACUAAUUUAUUUUCGUGUAUUUUAGCGCGAUGGUUGCCUAUUGUACAGUUCAGACUAUCAGAUAUUGGUGAAGGUAUAGCUCAAGUACAGAUAAAAGAAUGGCACGUGAAAGAAGGUGAUCAUGUUGCACAGUUUGAUAAUAUUUGUGAAGUACAAAGUGACAAAGCAUCAGCAACAAUUACUAGUCGAUAUGAUGGAAUCAUUAAAAAGCUGCAUUAUAAUAUUGAAGACAUUGCGAAGGUCGGUACAACACUUGUCGAUAUUGAAGUGGUAGACGAGCAUGGAAACGUGCAUUCUGAUGUGCAAGAGGAGAUUCUCGAAGAUGUAAAGGAAAAUGUGGCAUGUACAAAGGGUGCUCAAGAGAGUGGUAAAAUUCUUGCAACACCAGCAGUUCGUCAUUUUGCUGAACUAAAAGGAGUGAAUCUGCGCGAUGUUAGUGGAACUGGUUCCGACGGACGCAUUUUAAAGGAUGAUAUUAUACAAUUUUAUGAAAGUCAAAAAGGCAGGUUUAAUUCAUGCUUUGGAGUGUUGGAAGAUGAUAAGAUAGUUCCAAUACGUGGUUAUACUCGUACAAUGAUAAAAUCGAUGACAGAAGCGUUAAAAAUACCACAUUUCAGUUUAUAUGAAGAGAUAAAUUUUGAUCAGUUGAUAGCAAUGAAGGAAGAACUGAAAAAAUUUGAAGGAAUGUACUCUGCACGUAUGACCUUCAUGCCAAUUAUUAUCAAAGCGGUUUCACUUGCCUUGAAUAAAUUUCCUAAACUUAAUGCUGUCACAGACGAAUAUCUAGAAAACAUUAUUUAUAAAGCUUUUAAAAAUAUAUCAAUAGCUAUGGAUACUCCAGAAGGUUUAGUAGUGCCAAAUAUUAAAAAUUGUGAGCGACGAACAAUAUGGGAUAUUGCUCAGGAGUUAGAUCGACUUAAAAAGGCCAGCAGUCAGAUGAAAAUAGCUUCAGAAGAUUUAAAGGACGGGACAUUUACUUUGUCUAAUGUGGGAAUGAUCGGCGGUACUUACUUGAAUGCGAUUAUAAUGCCACCUCAGCUUGCGAUUGGUGCGAUCGGACAGAUUUCCAAGUUGCCCCGCUUUGAUAAGGAUGGCAAAGUUUACGCCGCAAAUGUAGCUUAUUUCUCAUGGGCAGCGGAUCAUCGUGUAGUUGAUGGUGCAACUCUAGCUCGAUUUAGUAGCCAAGUUAAGCAGUACCUUGAGAAUCCGUAUUCUAUGCUGGCCGAUUACGAAUAA
Thelazia callipaeda (thelaziosis nematode) is the source of this 1242-nucleotide messenger RNA. The record is from the annotation of a GenBank genome assembly. Lineage: Eukaryota; Metazoa; Nematoda; Chromadorea; Rhabditida; Thelaziidae.